AUGGUGCUUAAAGAAGUCGCUCGGUUUUCGUUGCAGCAUCGUACGCUUUACUGUUAUUUAAUAUUAAGUAUUUGGAUAUUUUUGCUCAUUGCAGGAAUGUAUAAGUACAUUGGUUCAAUCGAAAAUAGUAAUAGUGUUCUCAAUUCAAAAAAUUACCUCUAUAAGAAACAGCAUUUGUUUUUGGAGCAACAAAACCAUGAACGAACAAAAAAGAUUGACGAUAGUGUAUGCAAUCAUCUUCACACCAUUGGCAUAGGAGAAGAGGGCGGCGUGCUGGAUGGUUGGUCAUUGCAGGGUGUGUUGCUUCUCAUACGUCAUGGCGAUCGGGGCCCGAUGACACAUGUACGUGGGAUUGACACGAUCGAUUGCAGUCACGAAGGAGACACCGUGCUGAUGAAGUACAACCACUAUAUCACCAAUAGCAGUUCCACAACUGCAGGGCAUUGGAUGAAAACUGGUCCGUUUCACAGCUUUCCAUUGCUUCCUUCUAGCCCGAAGGCUUGCUUGCUAGGACAGCUAACGCAAAAAGGAAUUGGUCAGUUAUUGCGAGUUGGUGACGUUAUCCGUCAGGCGUACGCUCAUUCAUUAUCUCUGUAUUCCCGAUCUCCGUCUCAAACCAGAACCACUCCGUUUAACUCUUCCGAUACGAACGGGCCCCCGGUUUACAACGCAGAUGAUAUUGUUAUAUUCUCUACUCGUUAUCGUAGGACAUUCCAGUCCGCUAUGGCCCUCAUGUUUAGUAUAUUGCCGCCUGAAAAAUGGCAAUCGUUGCAAAUUCAAGAAAGUCAUAGCUUAUCUUUUUGUUUCACUGACUGUGCAUGUCCCCAAGCUGACAAUCUAAAGAAGCAAUUGGAUAGAGAUAGCAAGUUGUCGUUGGGGACACAUCCUGCAAUCGGAGCCAUUGUCCAGUGGAUGGGAGCAACCAUUCUUCAGAACCAACCGACAGUUGGUCAAUCUAAUCCAUUAGAAGUUCGUGAUGCUUUAUUAUCUCAUAUUUGUCAUGACGCUCCAUUACCGUGCCGAAAAAUAUCUCUCAGCAUUCACGAACAACGCAGUCAUGCUAGUAGCAGCACUCAAGAUCCGCAGGAUGUUAUUAAUAUUGAUCAAGAUGAUAGUGGAAUUAUUUUUGCUAACCAUCAAAGCCAACUGACCAACACCGAAGAUCCGGAUGACGCAGAUUCCAUUGGUGAACAGGAACCCGAGAUUGAAGGAUGCGUGGAGAAAAGUCAUGUGGCCGCUCUCAUGUCUUAUACGCAGUGGACAGGUUUACGCGAAUGGAAAAGUAUUAAAAUGCACCAACAAGGAUUAUUAAGAGCAUACGGGUUUCUUCGUAAUAUAGUUGGGUACAUGCUGAAAAUGAUUUCCGGAGAUAAAGUUAAGUUUGUGCUAUAUUCAGGUCAUGAUAAGACGCUGGAAUUUCUCAUGACAGCUCUUGGUUUAUCAAUAGAAAGCCCUUUCAUCCCAUAUGCAUCAAGAAUGGCAUUUGAAGUAUAUAAGAGUGAUAAAGACACACAGUACUACUUUCGGUUAUUAUAUAAUGGAAAGGACGUGACCAAUGCAAUUGGAGUCUGUGAGGGCGGCAAAAGCUUAAACGUUCCUCGUGGUAUUAGAGGGGAUCGAGCUAAGCUUUGUCCUAUAGAAAACAUCAUUCGUUUUCUUCACGAUGACUAUUUUCUUCCUCUCAACGCUACCAACUUCAAGGAUGCAUGCACAGCACAAAAGGAUACAUAUUUUUAA
Molecule: messenger RNA, 1737 nt
Organism: Sabethes cyaneus
Lineage: Eukaryota; Metazoa; Arthropoda; Insecta; Diptera; Culicidae
Product: 2-phosphoxylose phosphatase 1
Exons: 2
Coding region: 1-1737 (578 amino acids)
Biological process (GO): dephosphorylation
Molecular function (GO): phosphatase activity
Source: RefSeq, a predicted model, not a curated record